AUGGCGGCGUCCGAUCUCCCCGACGAGCUGUGGGCGCGCAUCCUGGAGCUCGGCGCCGCCUCCGCCGCGCUGGGGUUCCGCGACCUCUGCUGCCUCGCCAUCGCCUCCCGCCGCCUUCGCCGCCUCUCCCUCCACCCCUCGCUCUGGUCGAGCCUCCUCUCCCGCGACUUCCCCUCCCAAUCCCAAUCCCAAUCCCAGCCCUCCUCCUCUUCGCAGCAGCUGCAGCUCGACCCCAAAUCCCUCUACAAAACCAAGUUCGAGAGGCACAAGCUGCGGAUGGCCGAGGCGAGGCGGCGGGCAGUGUACGAAGCGGAGGGGCGGCUGCUGGCGUGCCGGAAGCGGCUGACGGAGCUGGAGGGGAGUAUCCGCGCGGAGGGGGAUAGGAUGAAGGCCGCCGCGCAGGAGCUGGACAACCUCGAGAGGGUCAGGAGAGCUUCUGUGGCAUUAAACGUGUGGCAACCACAAGUAGUUCGUGGGCGCCAGAAACAGUUGGUUCAGCAAUGCACUGUUCCUGUUGAUUCUCGUCUUAGUGAUCUACGCAUGGAGCUGAAAGUUUGUAAGCAACAAAUAGCAACUUACAAGAACGUUUACAACAAGGAGAAGCUGAAGCUGAACGAGUUUGAGGAAGCACUGAGACGAGCGAAAUAUCAUCCGCUGCAGAAUAGUAGUCAUACAAGCUCAACUGUCAAUGAACCUCAAGCGAAGAGGAAGAGGCUGAAGUAA
Messenger RNA from Lolium rigidum, 723 nucleotides. RefSeq names its product F-box protein SKIP24-like. The transcript is spliced from 4 exons. The record is from RefSeq and is a predicted model, not a curated record. The coding region runs from base 1 to 723 and encodes 240 amino acids. Gene Ontology annotation, molecular function: myosin binding. NCBI's taxonomy places the organism in Eukaryota, Viridiplantae, Streptophyta, Magnoliopsida, Poales, Poaceae.